UACUGUGAAAUAUAUACACUGAUAAAGCUGUUUAACUGCAGUAAAAACCUGGAAAAAUCACCAAGGAUGAGGUCCUGUGCCAAAUCAAUGCUUCCUUCUCAGCGGCUGUUCCUGGCAUAUGUGUUAAUGGUGUGCUGUAAAUUGUUGUCCGCGACUAGCCACCAUCCCCGGGGGCACCCAGGCCACCACCAAGUGAAGCAAGGGACCUGCGAAGUGGUCGCCGUGCAUCGGUGUUGCAACAAGAACAGGAUCGAAGAGCGGUCGCAGACGGUCAAGUGCUCCUGCUUCCCGGGGCAAGUCGCUGGCACAACAAGAGCACAGCCCUCCUGCGUUGAAGCCGUCAUUGUUGUCCAGAAAUGGUGGUGUCAAAUGAACCCUUGUCUGGAUGGAGAAGAAUGUAAAGUACUUCCAGAUUACUCAGGUGACACGGUAGCAAAAUGUAAACAUGUGCCAAAGCUGGAACAAUGGGAUUUACAACUGCAUUGCCUGACUGUAGCACAGAGACGUUCAUUUUGUGAGAAUACUAUCAAGUUUGGACUGUCAGCUUUUCAAAUUAGCUGGCCAGAACUAGAACAGUGCUCCUUUUUAACGAUGACAGCAUUCCUCAAACUACAACUUUCUUACGAAGAACUGUAUACAUUUUAA
Messenger RNA from Elgaria multicarinata webbii, 645 nucleotides. It is a transcript of the gene TAFA4, whose product is annotated as TAFA chemokine like family member 4. NCBI's taxonomy places the organism in Eukaryota, Metazoa, Chordata, Lepidosauria, Squamata, Anguidae. Gene Ontology annotation, molecular function: receptor ligand activity. The record is from RefSeq and is a predicted model, not a curated record. Bases 67 to 645 code for a protein of 192 amino acids. The transcript has 5 exons.